This is a messenger RNA of Paramecium sonneborni, 237 nucleotides long. Lineage: Eukaryota; Ciliophora; Oligohymenophorea; Peniculida; Parameciidae. The record is from the annotation of a GenBank genome assembly.
AUGAAAAGCAAUUCAAUGCAAUUUUUAAAUAUCAUCAAACAAUUUGCAAAAGAACAAGAAAUAGGAUCUUUUUAUAUUUUAAAGGUUAUUUUCUAAUUUGCUGUCUAAUUAAAAAUUGCAAAUACAAAGAUUGAAUUAAAAACGUUUUUCUAUUGCUUUUCUAUUUCACUAUUCAAAAAUAGAAGUAUCUUGAUAAUCAUCUUAUUGGAUAUUUACUCGUACGAAGAAUAAAAUUGA